GAGAGGAAGAGGGCCUGCGAGCAAGGGCUUGAAAGAGUGGCUGGCAGCCCGGAGCCCCGCGAAGAGAACGAGCGAGGAAGGAAGCGACCUUAGGAAAGCAAAGGAACUAGAGAGAAUAGGAGAGACUGAGACUGACCGCUAGCCAGACAGGCGGACUGACGCACGCCCAGACAGACUCAGCAGGCGCUGGAGAACCUCUGAUAGGUUCCUCCCGCCUUUCCCUUUGAAAACCAGGAUUUUGCUUUUUCCUUGGCGCCCGAGAGAGAAUGCUGGACUCUGCCGUCUUCAGCGCAAGCUAAGAUUUCUCAGCUAGGGAAGGAAGAUCAGCCCAAUCCUGAGAGGGGGAAACAAGCGCCCCUGUCCCCAUCCCCCUCCCCUACCCCCCCGACCAAACUCGGGCGCCAAACCCAGCCCUUCCCUAACCAUCCGACUUCCUCCUCUCCUUUCUAGCAUGGUGGCUGUAUGGACAGUCUGACAGAACAGAGACUGACAUCUCCCAAUCUGCCGGCCCCCCACCUGGAACACUACAGUGUUCUGCAUUGCACCAUGACCCUGGAUGUGCAAACUGUAGUCGUUUUUGCCGUGAUUGUAGUCCUCCUGCUUGUCAAUGUCAUACUCAUGUUUUUCCUGGGAACGCGCUGAAUGGAGUCCAGCCACCUGAGCUGUCGCGAACUCUUGCUUUGAUUUCAUCCCGAGAGCCACCGAGAAAGAGAGAGAGAGAGAGAGAGAGAGAGAGAGAGAGAGAGAGAGAGAGAGAGAGAGAGAGAAACAGAGACAGAGACAGAGACAGGGAAAGAGAGGGAGAGAAAGAGCAAUUCUUAUUCAGGGGGGAAAACGUUUUGAGCUUCAACAUGGCCUCGCUGUGAUAUGUAUGACGUUGCUGAUCACUGGAGAUUCCAUCGUUAGUGCUGAGGCAGUAUGGGAUCACGUCACCAUGGCCAACCGGGAGUUGGCAUUUAAGGCUGGCGACGUCAUCAAAGUCUUGGAUGCUUCCAACAAGGAUUGGUGGUGGGGCCAGAUCGACGAUGAGGAGGGAUGGUUUCCUGCCAGCUUUGUGAGGCUCUGGGUGAACCAGGAGGAUGGGGUGGAGGAAGGGCCCAGUGAUGUGCAGAAUGGGCACCUGGACCCCAACUCAGACUGCCUCUGUCUGGGCCGGCCACUACAGAACCGGGACCAGAUGCGGGCCAAUGUCAUCAAUGAGAUCAUGAGUACUGAGCGUCACUACAUCAAGCACCUGAAGGACAUUUGUGAGGGCUACCUGAAGCAGUGCCGAAAGAGAAGGGACAUGUUCAGCGAUGAGCAACUGAAGGUAAUCUUUGGGAACAUUGAAGACAUCUACAGGUUUCAGAUGGGCUUUGUGAGAGACCUAGAGAAACAGUACAACAAUGAUGACCCCCACCUCAGCGAGAUAGGACCCUGCUUCCUAGAGCAUCAAGAUGGAUUCUGGAUAUACUCUGAAUAUUGCAACAACCACCUGGACGCCUGCAUGGAGCUUUCCAAGCUGAUGAAGGAUAGCCGCUACCAGCACUUCUUUGAGGCCUGCCGCCUCUUGCAGCAGAUGAUUGACAUUGCUAUUGAUGGUUUCCUUUUGACUCCAGUGCAAAAGAUCUGCAAAUAUCCCUUACAGUUGGCUGAGCUCCUCAAGUAUACUGCUCAAGACCACAGUGAUUACAGAUAUGUGGCAGCUGCUUUGGCUGUCAUGAGAAAUGUGACUCAGCAGAUCAACGAACGCAAGCGACGUUUGGAGAACAUCGACAAGAUUGCCCAGUGGCAGGCCUCUGUCCUAGACUGGGAGGGUGAGGACAUCCUAGACAGGAGUUCGGAGCUGAUCUACACUGGGGAGAUGGCCUGGAUCUACCAGCCCUAUGGCCGAAACCAACAGCGGGUCUUCUUCCUGUUUGACCACCAGAUGGUUCUUUGCAAGAAGGAUCUAAUCCGUAGAGACAUCCUGUACUACAAAGGCCGCAUUGACAUGGAUAAGUAUGAGGUGGUUGACAUCGAAGAUGGAAGAGAUGAUGACUUUAAUGUCAGCAUGAAGAAUGCUUUCAAGCUUCAAAACAAGGAGAAAAAUGAGGUACAUCUGUUCUUUGCCAAGAAGCUGGAGGAGAAAAUUCGUUGGCUCAGGGCUUUCAGAGAAGAGAGGAAAAUGGUACAGGAGGAUGAAAAAAUUGGCUUUGAAAUUUCUGAAAAUCAGAAAAGGCAGGCUGCAAUGACUGUGAGAAAAGUUCCUAAGCAAAAAGGUGUCAACUCUGCCCGCUCAGUUCCUCCUUCCUACCCACCACCACAGGACCCAUUAAACCAGGGCCAGUACCUGGUCCCUGAUGGCAUCGCUCAGUCGCAAGUCUUUGAGUUCACCGAACCCAAGCGCAGCCAGUCACCAUUCUGGCAAAACUUCAGCAGGUUAACCCCCUUCAAAAAAUAAUACCUACAGGGAGGCAGAUAAUUUUAAAAUAAAGUAAAUAAAAUUAUAUUUAUAGAUGGACCUUUUUUCGGAGAAGCACUGUUGAAAAAUUUAUAUAUAUAUAUAUGUGUGUAUAUAUAUAUAUAUAUAUAAUAUGUGAACAUAUAUAUACACACACAGACCCUGAGUAUACACAUGUGUGUGUGUGGGCAUGUGUGUAUGUGUGCAUGCGCGCGCGCGCGCACACACACACACACACACACACACACACACACACACAGAGAAGGACCAAAAACUUUUUCUGUUGUUUUGGGAAAGUGAAAUCUGUAGUUGGUAGGAAGAGGUACAAAUGACUUCCAAACCUGUUUCCUUCUUAAAAGUUUUCAGUUCUUAACCUGUUCCCCUCCCCUUUUCUUUCAAAAAUUAACAUUUCUAUUUGUUUUUUUUUCCUGUUAAGAUAAUCUCUGCUCCUCUGUGAGUGAUUCAUUGACUUGUCAUUAUUACCAUAGAUGUACUUGUAUUUCUUAUCUGAUGAUACCAAUGCUGAUGAGUUUUGAAUUUUAUUUGAUAUGGUGGGUUUGGAAUUUCUUUUUUUCCAUCUUUCACUUCUCACUGAGGAAGGGGAGGAUUCCCAUCUCUUCUCCCUCAACCAACCAUCUGCAAAUGUUUCUGUAGCCCUGCAGUUGCCCCAAACAGCCUUUUCCUAGCAACCUCUGUCCACAGUUGUGCCAGUCUGGACAUGCUUUAUUGUGCCCUGUGACAUAACUGCUUGGUAUUUCUAUUGCUUUCACUGUGUUUUAGGUGUUGUGGAGAGACACAGAACAAAACACAAGGAAGGGAGCAUCUCUUCAGGGAACAUUCUUCAUUUGGGCUAUUUCUUCUAGCACUGGGGGUUCCCAUAUUGCAGAUCUGCUGUAUCAUUGCAGUUGUGCAUCUGGGAGUUAGUUUGGGCCAAUUAGCGUCUUUUUCAAGUCCCCUUUAUAGUGAAAUCUCCUUUUAGGCCUGUCUCCCCUCUAGCCCAAUAGAAGAUCUGAACUAGAAGCAAAAAGGUUGAGACUCUGCCUUCUGGGGGAAGGAGAUAUCUUCAUUCCUUUCCCUUAGUACCAAGUAGGUUUAAAGUAAGGCAGGGCUCCCUAUAACAAUCAGUUCAGUGUUCUAGUCAUCCCUGCUCCCAUUUGCAGAUUUUUAAGGCAGCAUUGAUAGGAGUCUAUAGAGGGGUUCAAGAUAGAACCCACUUGACCAAGAUCAUCAGCUGCCUUUAAAUUAUUAACCUGGACAGAAUCUAAGGCUGAUAGAAUAUCUUACAAGAAAAAACAGGGAUGAGCAUGGAAAGAGAGAGCCUUCAUCUAAGAUACUGACCUGUAGUUCUUACCACCCCAAUUGUGUAAGGCUUCCCCUUUGUUACCAGAUUGCAUGGACAAUCUUCCCUGGCUCCCUUCUUCCAGUUUACCUGUCCUUCUUCUUUCUCCUUCCUUCCUGGCACCGGAGGAUUACUGGUGUUGACAUAGUUAAAACAGUUAUAGCAUACAAAAAAGGCCCUGUUUCUAAUAUCCUCCUAUCCCAGGACAUUUGAAGCAAAUGAGUGAGGGGCCCAGGGACACUUUUCCCUGUGGAAAAGGGUCCAAGUCAGAGAUGCUCUUCUCAGAAUCAUUUCUUGUAGGGGCUUUCCACUUGGAGAGAACUAACUACUCCCACAAAUAAGAAGGAUCCCUGUGGGUGUAGGAGUAUCUGUUCUUCCUCCCCACAUGGCCCUUUGCAUGGAUAGACUUUGAACGGCAAGGGUAAUGGGAUAUAAAGGAGUGAAAUGGGCCCUACUAUGGAAAGCCUCUGUAACCAGGAAUCUGGUGAUUGAGUCUGUCCUGGAACUCAUGGGAGAAGACUUCAUCACAAAAGGACCUCAUCUUACUAAGCAGCCGCCAUGGCUGCAUGAGGACUUCAGCAUAGCUGACUUGGUCACUGCUUUGUGUCUCCUUACCCAGGCCAGACCCUGCACAACCUAGGAAGUUUUCCCCUGUGAGAAUCAAGUUACAAGUUGUUGAAAUUUCCAUUUCACCACAGCCAAGACAGACUUGCAGAGUUAAGGCAUGAAUGAAUCUGAGCUGAGCUAAGAGCCAGGGCUCGGGACUGGCCACUACACUCAGCACAUGACCCACCUGCUUAAGCCCCCUUGUCAAGGACCCUGGUGCCCAGCACCCAGGCUAAAAUAUCCUCUCUGCAAACAAAGUAUAUUUCAGUUGCUAUGUAGGCCUCCCCUUUGUGUGCCUCCUUUUCCUACUUUCCACUCCUCCUUACUAGGCUCAGCCUUGACAUGCUUCUCCAGGGAUUGGAGCCACAUCAUGAGGGGAUGCUUGGACAAGUCUCUGAGCCUGUAGCACCUAUCUACCAAAUGAGUGGGCCAGGCACUCUUUUCUCCUUCCCCUCCCUGGGGUCUGUACCCAGGACUCUAGGAUCAGGGAUAUCACCUCUCACCCCCCUUCUACUCUACCCAACCCACUGGCCUUAUCAAAUGCCAGUAUUUUAUGGAGAAAAAAAAAUCUUUCCAUGGAUUGGGAUGUUUCCCCUACUUAUAGCAGCAAAGCAGACCAGUGGCCAAAAGCCCCAGAGGGAGCCCAUAAUAACCUUGGCUUAAUAUCUAAAUCUACUGUAUCCCUACAGCAGCACUACCCCACGAACUCUGUAAUUCUCCUAUUUCUGCAUGGCCCUGAGCUCCUCUUUCCUCAACUUGGUUAGGCCUGGAUUUGCUUUGUAAAAGGCUUUCCUAGUAUGUUCUAUGGACCCUGCUUCGGGGAGGUCCCAAUACAGAAAUUAAACUCUUCUCUCUCCCUCCUUCUCUCCCCCUCUCUAUAUGUGUAUAUCUUUAAAGGAUCUAUUAAGGACAGCAACAAGAGAGUUCUAACAAUUCUAGUGUGAAGCCAAAUAGUGAUCUUUUAGUGCUUUGGGGGUGGGGUGGGCUGGGGUGAAUAGUUGGGCAACAGUGAUUUUGAUUACCCCUACUGCUCUGCAUUUGCCAGUUUAUUCUUUUGUUUCUAUUAUCUGACUGUUUGACUCUGUCAAACAAGUGUCAAAGUUGUGUGUUAAAAAUGUUUAAUAACAAAACAAGAUGUUGUAAUGACACAAAGCCUUAUGAAAAUAUUUAUGGAGUUCAAUAAAAGAAGUAAAAAAGA
Messenger RNA from Sciurus carolinensis (gray squirrel), 5565 nucleotides. RefSeq names its product Cdc42 guanine nucleotide exchange factor 9 (gene Arhgef9). The coding region runs from base 872 to 2422 and encodes 516 amino acids. The record is from RefSeq and is a predicted model, not a curated record. Gene Ontology annotation, molecular function: protein binding; guanyl-nucleotide exchange factor activity. Lineage: Eukaryota; Metazoa; Chordata; Mammalia; Rodentia; Sciuridae. The transcript is spliced from 10 exons.